Molecule: messenger RNA, 1545 nt
Organism: Salmo salar (Atlantic salmon)
Lineage: Eukaryota; Metazoa; Chordata; Actinopteri; Salmoniformes; Salmonidae
Source: RefSeq, a predicted model, not a curated record
UAGUGGUAUCGUCCCAAGAUGGCAGCCUCCCUGUUGCAACGCUGUUUAGGAGCUGUCAAAUGUAUCCACAAAUGUGGGACUUACAGUUUUAUAGACAGAAGAUGUCUACUUUCAGCAGCAUACACAGACACCAAAUUAUGGGAGGAGAGAGAGAAAGAUCAUCAGAAUCUGGCAUUGAUGGCCGCCUUGAUGGACAGGAUUUAUGACCGAAACUUCCCUGUCAGCUCGCUGACAAUAUCACGGUUUGUUGACAACAUAUCGUCAAGAGAAGAGGUUGAUCAAGCAGAGUACUAUCUUUAUAAAUUUCGCCACAGCCCAAACUGUUGGUACCUCAGAGACUGGACCGUCCACAGCUGGGUGAGACAGUGUCUCAGAUACGGGGCCAGAGACAAGGCCUUACACACCCUCAAGAACAAGGUGCAGUAUGGAAUGUUCCCAGAUGGUUUCACGUUCAACCGGCUGAUAGAUUCCUUCAUUAAAGAUGAAGACUUCAAAGGUGCCUGUUCUGUCGUGGAAGAGGUGAUGCUUCAGGAGUCUUUUGAUCUACCAUCAACACAGAUCUUGUCCAUGUAUGCGCUGAGCGGUUACCUAGCAACCAAACCAGAGCUCAGCGUGUCAGAGCAGAGGGCUCUGGGAGCAGCACUGCUGAUAUGUGGUCUGAAGCAGGACAACUCUACAGGCCUCAGCGCUCAACUGUUGGGUUGUGCUCUGUUAGGUAAGGUGGAGAUGGUGGCUGGGAUCCAUGCUGUGUUCAGGGGCAUGCCUCUGAUGUGGACCCCAGGGUAUCUGGGCCAGGCCCUGGCCAUUAUGGAGAGAGUAGCUGCCGCUCCUGGAGAAAGAAAACUAUCAAAGGACGCCGUUGAUUACCUGGAGGGCCUGCUACAGGACCUCUCCUCUGCCUUGGACUCCAAGUCCUCCUCUGAGGACGAGUUAGGAGGAGGGGAUGAAGGAGGAGGAGGAAUUUCUCAUUUUGAGAAGGAGCUGAGUGGGCAGCUCCAGUCUGGGGGUAAGGUGGACCCUAGUCCUCUGCAGGUGCUGGUCUCCAGCCUGGUCCAGCAGGGCCUGGCCUCAGCAGAGGGCCCUGACAUGGAGCAGUACCAGAGGAAGGUAGGGGAGUGGGAGGCAGAGAGGCAGCAGCUCAUCAGAAGAGAGAAGGAGAUGAGGGAGAGGGCUGAGGAAGAGAGACAGGCCCGUCAGGCAGCCAAGGCAGCCGCACAAUAGCGCUGAACACACAGCUGGAGGGUGUUCAUGGUGCAUUCCUUGCAGUGUAUACCACCACAAAGCAUCAAUACAUAUUACUGGUACUUUUUCAUAACCUGUGGGGUCCCUACAUCUUCUGCAGUGAAACAUGCAUGAAAAGUGAGGGUCGUUUUUGAAAUAUAUUAUAUAAUCUGUUGUCUCCUGAAAUCAGUUUAUUUCAUGUAACCUUUUUGUUUGUGUCUUUUGUACAAAUGCCAUUCACAGUUUAGCAGUGUACCGUGAACAACAUGUCAACUCCCCAUGAUAGAAGUUUGUCUGUAUUAAAUUAUCAUGAUCAACAAAUAA